Molecule: messenger RNA, 708 nt
Organism: Phalaenopsis equestris
Lineage: Eukaryota; Viridiplantae; Streptophyta; Magnoliopsida; Asparagales; Orchidaceae
Product: transmembrane protein 258
Exons: 4
Coding region: 126-356 (76 amino acids)
Biological process (GO): protein N-linked glycosylation
Cellular component (GO): membrane-bounded organelle
Source: RefSeq, a predicted model, not a curated record
UAAUACUCAUGUUCUAAGUCUUUAGUUCACCGUCGCUUCUCGCCGAAACGAAAUAUUCAAUUUAGAGCGAAGCGAGAGAUCAGGGAAGAAGCAGCCAAUUCUUCUCUUCCCCAACCUUUUCCUCAAUGGCGCCGAAACCCGUGACAAGCCCCGUCCCCGUUGCCUGGUAUCCAUCCCUGUCAGUUCUGAUGCUUUCGAUCGGCCUCAUGCUCACCGCUUCUUUCUUCAUUUAUGAAGCCACUUCUUCAAGUAGGAAUCGCAGCCUUUCAAAGGAAAUUGCAACCGCUGCUCUUGCUUCAGUAUUCUUGGGUUUUGGAUCGCUAUUUCUUCUGUUGGCAACAGGUGUUUAUGUUUGAUCUUUAGAAAGAUAUUAUUUGCUUUAUUAUGCUUUGCAGUUUCCUAAUCUCGAGAAAAAAAAAACCCUAUAAAUUUAGUUGCAUGAGGAUGGGGGAAACACUUUGAAAUCUGGCUCAUUUGGUAGAUUUUUGUUUGUUCUUUUAUUACAUCUAUACAUUGCCUCAUCAGAUUCUGUUACUCAAAUGACAUUUGAGUAGAUGAGUAUUUUGCUGCUGCAUUAUGGGAUGCAUGAGGCCUAUCAUUUCAAAUGAAAGUCUCAUUUGACUCUGGGUGUGUUCAACUGCAUGGUGGUGGGUGUUUAUUUUAUGGGGCAUUUACAUACAUUCCACCGAACUCUUAUGUAUUUCAAUA